This is a messenger RNA of Exserohilum turcica Et28A, 732 nucleotides long. RefSeq lists its product as uncharacterized. Lineage: Eukaryota; Fungi; Ascomycota; Dothideomycetes; Pleosporales; Pleosporaceae. The record is from RefSeq and is a predicted model, not a curated record. The transcript has 3 exons. Bases 1 to 732 code for a protein of 243 amino acids. Gene Ontology annotation, molecular function: 2 iron, 2 sulfur cluster binding. Gene Ontology annotation, cellular component: mitochondrion; cytoplasm. Gene Ontology annotation, biological process: iron-sulfur cluster assembly.
AUGGCCCGAGCAAGACCCCUCGCACGCUCGACCUGGUCGCUGCAACGCUGCGCCGCACCCCCGUUUGCCCCCCGCCAAUGUCCGCAAUGCUCGCGGUCCUUUGCCUCGUCGCCGCCAUAUCGCCAGUCAGCGAAGCGCCAGAUGCAGACGGCGACGGCCUAUCGACCCUCAUCGCUGUAUCCAGAGCCGCCGCCACGGAAUGCUGGCGUGCCCGACACUUCAAUUGCAGGCGGAGCAACGGCGCCAAGGAGCACAACACCACCGGCUCCGCCGCAAGAGCGCGACGCCGCUUCACAGUCCGAACUGCCCAAAGCCACCAUACCCGAAGGCGAAGCGCAAAAGCCCCAGCAGACGGCGAGUCCUAGCAAACCACUUCGACCGCGCCGGUACAACUUUGGGCCUCGCAAGGCAACCAUCAAGCUCUCGCCGUCGGCCGUGGCGCACCUCCGCGAACUGCUCGAAUUGCCCGAGCCAAAGCUCAUCCGGAUAGGCACAAAGGCAAAGGGAUGCUCGGGGCUGGCAUAUCACCUCGAGUAUGUGGACAAGCCGAGCCCGCUCGACGAACAGGUGGAGCAGGAUGGCGCCAAGGUGUUGAUCGACAACAAGGCGCUGCUGAACAUUAUCGGGAGCGAGAUGGACUGGCUGGAGGAUAAGCUGAACGAGCGCUUCAUCUUCAAGAACCCAAACAUCACGGAGCAGUGCGGAUGCGGAGAGUCAUUUAGCGUGUCAUGA